Messenger RNA from Diprion similis, 2217 nucleotides. RefSeq names its product putative cyclin-dependent serine/threonine-protein kinase DDB_G0272797/DDB_G0274007. The record is from RefSeq and is a predicted model, not a curated record. Bases 233 to 913 code for a protein of 226 amino acids. The transcript is spliced from 6 exons. Gene Ontology annotation, molecular function: calcium ion binding. Lineage: Eukaryota; Metazoa; Arthropoda; Insecta; Hymenoptera; Diprionidae.
CUAGAUACGAAAAUUUUAUAGGUCCACGUCAGUGCGCUGUGCCAUGGAGCGACCAGUAAGUGAAGUACUUGUGACGAAUGUUCUGUACGACGUACCGCAUAACAUAACAUAACCACAACCACGAAUUUGGAUCGUGCCGAGUGUGCACAACUUAAUAAAAACCAUAUAAGAGUCACGCUUGCUAGAAGAUAUUUACGAACAAAUUAUAAGAUAGAAAAGAUAAGCGCUCAAAAUGAACUCGUUAGUGUGGAUAUGUCUCACACUAUUGGGGCAAUGUUAUAUAGGAAUUAGUGCACAGGGUCAAAGAGUUGCACCGGGAGUUCCACCCCAACAUUAUCAACAGCCACCACAGCCGCAUCAGGUUCAUCAGCAGCAACAAAUCCAUCAGCAACAACAAAUCCACCAGCAGCAAGUUCAUCAACAACAACAGUUUCAGCAAGUACCAGUGCAACAAGUUCCUGUACAACCAGUUCCCCUCCAGCAGCAACCUCAAGUUCAACAUGUGCCGGUACCACAGCAACAGCAGCAACAACAACAACAACAACAACAAGUGCCACAUGGUCAUAACCAUGGGGUACCACAGCCAGGACAAAUUCUCAAUGCUGCAAACAUUGAGCAUGAAAAGGCACACAUAGCAGAGCACAUGGAAAUACCUAUGGACACAAAUAAAAUGACGGAUCAGGAGUUACAGUUCCAUUAUUUCAAAAUGCAUGAUGCAGACAAUAAUAACAAAUUAGAUGGUUGUGAGCUUAUAAAAUCUCUCAUCCAUUGGCACGAGACAGAAGAAGGCAUGCAGACGGAAAACUAUACGGAUACGCAGUUGUUAAACGUCAUUGAAGCAGUUAUGAGUUCGACUGAUACUGAUGACGACGGGUACAUUACAUGGUCUGAGUUUAUUGCCAGUAACAGUUGAACUAUCUAGGUCACAUUCCGUAUAAAAUGAUAAAGGUUUAUUCUUUAUAAUUGUGAACAAAAAAUGAAACAAAAAAGUUGAUAACGAAUUUAAUAAAUGAGAGGUAGUUUUAGAUAUAAUUAUAAUUUAUUCACUCGGAAUAUCGCAGUCUGCGCCUACCUUUACAGCUGGUUAAGUUUUUGGUGCUGGUUAAGGUGGUUUAAUUUUGUCAUCAGACAGAGAAUCAACAAAUCAAAAAUGGUCAACUAAUAUUGUCAUGGUACACAAAAGAAAUGGAAACUUUGCUGAAACACAUUGGAUGGAAAUCAUGGAAAAUGUAAUUAGAGACUGUACUUGUUGAGAAAAAAAGACAGCACGUUUACUGCACCGAUAUUAGACAUUUUAUAGGCGGUUCAAAACCUUGCAGUAAAUAUAGCACCGUCCGAACUGGAUAGAUAUAUGAUCAUAGUCCUUGUUGUAAUCCAUGUCUCGUAUCCAUUAUAUAAUUACUUACAAAUACAUAAAAAAAUGUUAAAUAUUUUGAAAAAAAAAAAUCGCUCAAUGGAAAAUCAGUAAUUCAACUGGGCUCGCUCAUUCAGAUGGUUUGUGCAUCUUUCUCUUACAAUAGUCAAACAUCUUCCUUACUUCGCUAUACAAUUCUAUUUUCUGGAAUAUAUACAAAGUACCAAUAAGGUACAAAUUGUUUAUGUUUUUGAGAGUUUAUAAACUGAUUCAACGAGUAAUUCCUUAACACAUAUAAUGGUAAACCAUUUUAGGUAACAAAUAUUGUCACUUUGAUCUGUUGUAAUGUUACACCACCGCAAAUUACAACACUCUGAGCCUUUGUAUAUCAAGUUACCAUCUGAGUAUGUAACUUAAGUGAAUACAUUAUAGUAAAGUAUUUAUAUGAUUUUCUUCUUAAACGUAUAUUUAUCGUAGAUUGAACGAGGAUAAAAUGUAAAUAAUGAUAUGCAUACAGACCAGGCACUUGAUAACGAUUAUUGUAUGCAAAGAAAUUUGGGUUGUGUAAAUGUUUCAAGUGAUAUAAUUACUUCAAGUGGGUUAGAUAUUUUAUAAUGAGUGGGUGAAUUGUUUUUGUGCGUUUUAUAUAUCGAAAAAAAUGAAGAUAUGAAGUAAGAGAAAACUGAAGACUAAAAUAACUGUCAUAUUUCACUGUCUAUGUAGCGCUUGAUCCAUGUUAAUAAACACUUACAAGUCGACUCGAUUGUGAUUGCUCACUAGCAAUGGCGGUAACUAGUUCGAAUGUAUCAAGUGCACAUUUUAUAUUUUAUAUACAAAUAAAUCGUUAUUAUUUUAAAAGUUGA